AUGCUCAGUCGUCUCUGUGUGCCCCGACGUUGCACUUUUCCCUUAAAAACUGCGAAAUAUGCUGGCAUAAGCACUUCACGGGAUAUCAUUGAUGACGAAGACCGUAACGAGUACCUACGGAGACGCAAAACGGAAUGGAAGCGCAAGCAAGGGGGCCAGACUUUCCUCGACCAUCUUAUCGUGACAGUACGCGCAGGCAAAGGUGGUAAUGGCUGUGCUGCAUUUCAUCGCGAAAAGUUCAAACCUUUUGGCCCACCCUCAGGCGGUAGUGGAGGCCGUGGAGGCGACGUGUACAUUAUUCCGACAUCAUCCCUCACUACCUUGACCUCAGUGCCCAAGCGCGUCCACGGUCACCCCGGCGGGAACGGUCAAGGAACUUGGCAAAACGGCCGGAACGGAGACCCCACUAUCAUCCGCGUCCCGUUGGGCACUGUAGUCCGAGAACUGCCCCCUGAUGACCCCAGGACUGCACCGGAUGAAUGGGAGACCGAGGAAGAGAGCCUGGAGGGUCUUGACUACGAAACAAAACGAGAAAAGAUGAGAGAGAGACGAUGGGUGCAUUAUCCGCGGUUUUCAGAAGCAAAUCAGGAGCGUGACUCCUUCAAGGAGGCUGAAGCGGUGCUCUACAGUGAGGAGAGGGAGCGAAGGUUUGAACGGCGCAAGAGGCAGCUUAACUCUCCAAUAUUUCUGGAUCUGGAUACGGAAGAAAUCAUGGAGGACAACACGAACUUACCGCUGGGUCAAAGACGUACCGACUCAUUUGGGUAUCUCAUCGCUUCCGGCGGACAGGGCGGUCUAGGGAAUCCUCACUUCCUUACUGACGUGAACAGGUCUCCCAAGUUCGCCUCCAGAGGGCACGAAGGCGAGAGGGUAACGCUGUCACUAGAACUCAAGAUCCUUGCAGACGUGGGACUCGUCGGGAUGCCCAACGCCGGUAAAAGCACACUACUACGUGCUUUCACUGGCGGCCGAGCAAGAACCGAGGUCGCUGGAUAUGAAUUUACCACUCUUAACCCUGUCGUUGGUGUCGUUCGCGUUGCUGAAGAUGGCAGUUUUGAGGGUGGACUCUCCAGUAGCUUAAUCCACGACGAGACACUGACCGAGGAACAGCGCGAGCAAGAAAAGCACCGGCAAGGCAAGUAUGCCCACGCCCUAACACGGAACCAACUCACCUCUGUCACUGGUCACCAUUUUGACUUGUUCGAAGCUUUCCGUUUCACCAUCGCCGACAAUCCCGGGCUUAUUUCGGGCGCUUCAGACAACGUAGGCUUGGGGCACACCUUCUUAAGAUCAAUGGAACGUGCACUAGCACUCGUCUACGUUGUUGACUUGGCUGGUCCUGAACCCUGGACGGAGCUGGGCGUUUUGCGUGACGAGCUGGAACAGUACCAGCCGGGCAUGAGUGCUAAAGCACGCAUGGUCAUCGCCAAUAAGGCCGAUCUCCUGGGAGGUGACGGAGAUCCCGUUCUUGUGGAACAGGCGCGAGAGAAGCUCCAACAGUUGGAAGAAUACGUCAGAACGCAAAUGAUCAUACCGGGGUCAAGACGUAGACUCGAUGUGGUCCCUACUUCGGCAAAGUUCAGCCAGAACUUGUCGAAAGUUGUUGGGCUCAUGAAGGACUAUGUUUCAGAGGCUCGAGAGGCGAAACGUAUGAUGGAGUAGCGUCUCACUUAUCCCAGCCCUGUGGACCAUUCAUUCUAUCACUGUCCUUGUGACACGAACACGAAGCAAUCGCAAUGCCGGAGCUAGCUUGCACCGACCCUAGAAAUUGUGGGAGCUUGGCAGUGGUCGAUUGUAUGAACGUCAUUUUCUGUGACGGGGAGGAGGGGAAGAGUGGGAAGAUUCGGUGGGUUUUGACGACUGUAACUCAGCCCGUGCAGGGACGACGAAAUUAUGUCUACGAAUAUAUCUCCAGGUGCGCUUUUAGAGUGACAAGAUCGAGUGAAAGCAGGAGUUUAUUCCAGCUGUGGUGAUAAGACGUAGCGGUAUGACAACAAAUUAUCUGAACCAAUCCUGAAUAUUUUACCACUGU
Desarmillaria tabescens is the source of this 2032-nucleotide messenger RNA. RefSeq names its product GTPase. Gene Ontology annotation, molecular function: GTP binding; GTPase activity. Gene Ontology annotation, cellular component: mitochondrion. The coding region runs from base 1 to 1662 and encodes 553 amino acids. NCBI's taxonomy places the organism in Eukaryota, Fungi, Basidiomycota, Agaricomycetes, Agaricales, Physalacriaceae. The transcript has 3 exons. The record is from RefSeq and is a predicted model, not a curated record.